AUGAGGCCAAUUACAUUUCUCGUUGCGAUCACUACUAUUGCUCUCAUGUUGUCUACUACUGGAGCGAGCUUUGAUAGAUGGGAGCCGAUAAAGAACUUGAAGGAUGAGCACAUAAAAGAGAUUGCAGAGUUUGCAGUGCAGCAUAGCAAUUUGAUAUCUAUCCCUAUCCGGUCGCUACAACUCCUAAAAGUGCAGGAAGGAAAAAUCCAACAGGUGGCUGGAAAGAACUACUUGCUCAUCGUGGCGGCGGUUACACCAGAAGAGGGACACAUGUUUGGAGCCCUCCUCGUCGGGGUUUUUAACCCUCAGUUUGGAGUCUUCGAUGCUCUUAUUGAAGUCUUAUUUGUGUGCUUCGUUGAGACUUAUUUGUGGCUCCUCGUCGGGGUUUUUAACCCUCAGUUUGGAGCCCUCCUCGUCGGGGUUUUUAACCCUCAGUUUGGAGUCUUCGAUGCUCUUAUUGAAGUCUUAUUUGUGUGCUUCGUUGAGACUUAUUUGUGGCUCCUCGUCGGGGUUUUUAACCCUCAGUUUGGAGCCCUCCUCGUCGGGGUUUUUAACCCUCAGUUUGGAGUCUUCGAUGCUCUUAUUGAAGUCUUAUUUGUGUGCUUCGUUGAGACUUAUUUGUGGCUCCUCGUCGGGGUUUUUAACCCUCAGUUUGGAGCCCUCCUCGUCGGGGUUUUUAACCCUCAGUUUGGAGUCUUCGAUGCUCUUAUUGAAGUCUUAUUUGUGUGCUUCGUUGAGACUUAUUUUUGGCUCCUCGUCGGGGUUUUUAACCCUCAGUUUGGAGCCCUCCUCGUCGGGGUUUUUAACCCUCAGUUUGGAGUCUUCGAUGCUCUUAUUGAAGUCUUAUUUGUGUGCUUCGUUGAGACUUAUUUGUGGCUCCUCGUCGGGAGUGCUGAUCAGUUGAAUGCCCGCGCGAGUUCGGCCGCGAGUUGGGCUUGCGCGCGUCACGGGCUGGUGACGCGGGCCGGCCGCGAGUUGGGCUUGCGCGCGUCGCGGGCUGGGGGAAGACGCUGCGAUGCUUGUGUCGCGAGUUGGGCCUGCGCGCGUCGCGGGCUGGGGGAAGAUGCUGCGAUGCUUGUGUCGCGAGUUGGGCCUGCGCGCGUCGCGGGCUGGGGGAAGAUGCUGCCGUGA
Molecule: messenger RNA, 1131 nt
Organism: Linum tenue
Lineage: Eukaryota; Viridiplantae; Streptophyta; Magnoliopsida; Malpighiales; Linaceae
Source: the annotation of a GenBank genome assembly